UUAAAUUAAUGAGAAACUAUUACCGUUGAAAAAUUUCGUUUUAUACAAAAAAAAACUAGAAAUUAAAGUUGUUUUAAGUUUAACACAAAUGUUUAUAUACUAAUAAGUGAUGGAUAGAACGAUAUUUGGUAAAAAAACAUUAAAUACGCAGCGUAAUCGCGUAGACAGAUUCGUAGCGCCUCGCAACUCAUUCGGUGAGGCGCGGAGGCGUCGCUCUUGGCACGCCAGUUGUGAUAGCACUGUGAACAGCGAUGUUUGGUUUGGGAAACAUUUAAAACAGAAGAAAUACGCAAUUUACUUGGACGACGCGCUCAAUCUCGAGCCGCAGGAAACGAACGGUAUUCACAAACAAUGGAUCCGACCUUGGCCUUGCAUACCGCGGAAGAAGAGCUACCUCUCCUCUGCGGAUAGUAUCCUAGACUUACCCACUUACAGUUACGCCACUUUUCCAGAACUCCUCGAUUGGAGUAACGACAAUAUCCUGGUUGCAGCCCUGGGUAAGAAUUAUCAUAAAUGGAGCUGGAGGAGUCAAAGUCUCAUCAGUCAGGGCUUCACGCAAUAUGAAAUUCAGUGUUGUAAGUUCGACCCUCGGGGCGAACUCCUUGCUCUCGGCACCGAUAUGAAUACAGUGGAGAUUCACGACAACACUUUGAGUAAAAAAGUGUCAAGUAAUCUCUGUCCUUGUCUGAACACCAGCAACCAUUACUGCUCCAUUACUGCGGUCGACUGGAGUCCAACAGGGAAUUCUUUUGUAACUGGCUGCUCCUGGGGUAGCGUGGUGUCGUACAGCCGCGACGCGAAGCUGUGCAGCUGGCGGCGGCCGGUGCGCGCCGCGAUCCUGCUCGUGCGCGUGUCGCCGGACGCGCGCUACGCCGCCGUCACGGCGGUCAGCUCCGCCGUCGUGCUGCUGCUGACGUGGCCCUCGUUGGAGAUAUAUUCGAGUCUCGAUUCUAAUUGGACGAUACGGACAAUGACUUGGCACCCGUGGCGAAGCGCGUUACUAGGUGUCGGAGCGGUGACACCAGACCUUCAAGCGAGAAUUGCUUUAUGGAAUGCUCCGACUUCAAAAGUCCGGGAAACGACCCUUGGCCCCAAGCGGUACAGUCUGGACGCUAUGCUCUUCAGUCAAAGAACUGGCGAACUAGUGCUCAGCUUGUGGAAUUCUGAUAGGGCAAUACUACAUCCGAAAUCAUGUUCCCAGUUGGUUGUGAUGAGUGAUCCUGAGACCGUGGUGGACCAGUGGGGAGAGGGUCGUAGUGGAUUGGACCGAGUGAGGACUAUGGUUUUUAGUCCGGAUGGAACAAAACUUGCGACAGCGACAUCUGAUGAGGACUUGAUAAUCUGGAACUUUCUCCCGGAAGACAAAAGAAAGACGAAGACUAAAUGUAAACGUUUUUCGGCAAUCCCUGUUUACUUGGACGAGGCGAUGCAGGGCUACUCCCUCAGGUGAAGAAACAUGUGAUACCGUCGAGAAGUAACUGGGUGUACUUCGAUAUAAUUAUAUUUCGUUGGCAAUAAAUUUUUGAUCAUUUUUUUAAUAUUGUUUCUAUUAGCACGAAUGGAUUGUCAUAAUCAAAUUUACCUAAAAUGUAUAUUUACUCCUGGCUUGCUAUUGCAUAAACCUAAAAUAGAACCCAAUACAGAUUAGUUUAAAUUAUGGUAUAAAGAUUAUUAUUACUAUUAAGAAUAUUAUUAGUCUAAGAGCCGAGGUGGUCCAGUAGAUGGAAUACGAGAAUCUUAACCGAAGAUCACAGGUAUAAAUUUGGCAAAGUACCUCUUGCACAUUUUGAACAAUAAAUAUUAUUUAGCUUUGUUGUGUUUCAAUUCAAUCCAAUAAUUAAAACAUUUUAAUGAAAAUUAGUUUGGCUGUCCAGAGAAGAGAUACAUCAUAUAAUACGAAUUAUAACACAAAUUUGGCACAUGCAAAACUGAGUUGUGUUCGCCCGGAGUUUUAGGCCGAGACAAGAUCCCAACGUGUUCUUGCCACUGGACUUUCUCGACUCUGCCUUAGUCUGAUUAUAAUCAGCAUGUCGUAGAUAAAGAUUUCACAUUUUAUAGCACGAUCGCAUUGAAUAGGAAGGUACAUACGUUGUUUUCUAGAUUCUAGGUAAUACUUUCGAGAUACGUAACUUCAUUGAAUCGUCAGAGCCUCGUGCCACGGACAUCGCAAUACGCUUGGCUAAUUUAUUCACUUAUUGUACCCGUCCGAACACCAUUCAUGAUCGUACGAACAUUGAAUGCGAGCUAGCAAAUCGCCCGCAGCGAUAUCCGCAUCUCUUAACCUUUUAGUUUCAUCUUACAUUCAUCUUAUACAUAGCUUUUAACCAGGUCUCAGCUUUAGUAUUAAUUAAUUGAGCGCCAAAAUCGAAUUUAAGUGUAUCUCUCCAAUUG
Vanessa atalanta (red admiral) is the source of this 2391-nucleotide messenger RNA. It is a transcript of the gene cort, whose product is annotated as protein cortex. Gene Ontology annotation, cellular component: anaphase-promoting complex. The record is from RefSeq and is a predicted model, not a curated record. The transcript has 9 exons. Gene Ontology annotation, molecular function: anaphase-promoting complex binding; ubiquitin ligase activator activity; protein binding. Gene Ontology annotation, biological process: positive regulation of ubiquitin protein ligase activity; anaphase-promoting complex-dependent catabolic process; positive regulation of anaphase-promoting complex-dependent catabolic process. The coding region runs from base 110 to 1450 and encodes 446 amino acids. NCBI's taxonomy places the organism in Eukaryota, Metazoa, Arthropoda, Insecta, Lepidoptera, Nymphalidae.